AUGGUGCUCCGCAUGCUCGUCGUCGCGACGUGCGCGCACGCGUGGCUGCUGGAGAACAGCACGUUCUGGCGGAGCCCACAAAGCGAGGAGCCCAUGUGGAAGCGCAUGCUCCGGACGACGUCGCCGCGGCGCCGCGGCGUGAUCCUCUGGGCCCACGGGCGGUCCGCCACGGACACGUACUGCGGCACGCUCAAGGACAGCGCCCACUUCCGGUACUGCAACGGCAUCAAGGAGGGCUUCAACACGAACCACCGCGAGGGCCGGGUGCUGACGAAGGCGCACCUCAAGCGCUGCGCGGAGCGGAACGAGAUGCUCUCGCACGUCAAGCCGAGCCACCUCUCGCCGGAGGAUAAGCGGGACCACCUCAACACGCCGGAGAAGUUCAUGCGCGCGGCGCGGGAGUUCGGCUACGAGGUCAUCGUCGCCGAGUACCGCGCGAACGCGCUCGCGCGCAUGGUCUCGUCGUGGGAGAUGAAGCCGCGGUCCGCGGCGGACACCAAGGCCCAGUUCUGCCUGCCCCGCGGCGACCUCGUCCGAGGGAUGGACGAGGAGUACUUCCUCUGGCAGCGCGGCCUCCGCGCGGCGAUCCACGAGCGGCUGAAGGUCAUCGAGCUCAGCUUCGAGAACGUGACGCGCGGCCUCUGCGCGGCCGUGAAGCGCACGACGCUGGCGCUGGAGAGCUCCGAGUGCGGCGGCUCCAAGUGCGCCUGCCGGGAGUUCGAAUCGCCGCACACGAAGACAUCCAACCGCGCCGCGUCGCUCGCGGGGCGCACGUCCAAGGAGGCCGCGGCCUGCAUCACGGCCGCGCUCGAGGACAAGCCCGACUACGCGUGGAUGCUCGACCUGUCGCGAGCAGAGAAGUAA
Molecule: messenger RNA, 864 nt
Organism: Aureococcus anophagefferens
Lineage: Eukaryota; Pelagophyceae; Pelagomonadales; Pelagomonadaceae
Exons: 1
Coding region: 1-864 (287 amino acids)
Source: RefSeq, a predicted model, not a curated record